GUUACGUGUCAAAAAUUGAGGUUAUGUUUAGUUUUUAUGUGGUAAUGUAUGGAUAUUUUUAAUGAAAAUGAGUUUAUUUAGAAUAAAUAGGGCUUUAGUUCCGCGUUUUUUACCCAAAUCAAGUCCAUUAUCUACCUCGUUAUCUCCGGAAAAUGAAGAAUACAAUACAACGCCACAAUAUCCCCCAAUUUUGGACUUAUCUCGCGAGAAAAUGCUUGAAAGAAAAAAAGAAGCUAUUUACGAUGAAAUUAAGUCAGUUAAGACCGUAGAAGAAAAACAAAUCAAGUUAAAUAUGCCAAGGUAUUAUGGGUUCAGAAGUUACAUGGUGUCCGAGGAUGAAAUAUAUUACAAUGACUUAUCAUUUAUCCAGCACAUAACUAGGACACAUAUAAUAAAAAAUAAAGGUCUUCCAGACUAUUAUAACACCAUUGAAACAGAUAACAUUGCAGAAAUUAGAAAUGGGAUUGAAGAAGCAUUGUUGAUGGAACUUGAUGCAUUUCAGAAAUUCCAUGAUCUCAAAAAUGCAGAAUUAUCAGAUGGGGAUAAAGAAAAUAUAAUAACCAAUAACGUAGUCCAACAAAUCAAUAAAGUUUUAACCAAUAAUUUAGUUCAAAAGUAUCCUCACUUAUUUUCUAACGAAGUUGAUACUAAUCCAAGAUUAGAGACUGCCUGGUAUGUCGGUGGUAUAAACCCUCCAGAGAUUGUAAAGAAAAGUCGUAGAGGUUCAGAGCUUGCAAAAAAGUAUGAGAACGACCCAGUGGAUAGACUUUUGUAUUAUACUGGGUCACCAAGUUUAACAGUAAGAUCAGAAUUGCCACUUCCUCUACUUUUAACACCUUCCGAAGCUGAGAAUUCUUCGUUUGACGUUCCCAGUUUUAGUUAUGAUCCCCGAGUUUUCGGUGUGGGUAUUGAGCACAGAUAUAUGGCUAAUAUACCAGGAUUUUGGCCAGGAGAUUCAAAUUCUUUCGGUAUAAUUUCCUACCUGAAAAAAGGUCACUUAUUAAAGAGAUCUCAGCGUAUUAAAGACGAAGAAGACAACAAAAACGCCUUGGAUAGACAAGCUGUAUUAUCGUCAUACGCUUGGCUUCAUGCUCAAGCAAAUUUUCUGGGAUUUACAACAUUCAACGAUAUAACAUAUCCCCUGGUAACCCAAACCGUAAUGACGAACGGCAAAGAAUUCAAUUUCUUCAUUUACCAACUAAACACCAUCCUCCUACACUCGAAGCACAUCAAGGAAAACCCCAAACGAAACAUCUGUUGGUCGAGCGAAAGUUUCAAGCUUUACGAAGAAGUGAAAGAUGGCAAAAUUGUCGGGUUAAACGACGAAACUUUGAGUAUUUUAGUUAAAUUGUACUCUAACACGCCCAGCGAGAGAUUAGGCGUGAAUUUGAGGCCUUAUUUAGGACAGAAAGAAAAAAUAAUUGCGGAUUAUCAGGACGACGAGAAAAGAGAAUGGCUUGAGCGAGAAUACAAAUUCCUGGUUUCGAACAGGCCCCGGUUUCAGGAGAUGCCUCAGAUCUACAGUUACGAGAAAAUCUACAAAAUCGAUCACGAGACGCGUCAAAUGGACAAGAGGAGGAGGUUCUUCGAGUUGGGAAUCAAGCCUCAAGACAGGAAACUGAACGAUCGGUUGGGCAGGUACAUUCCUCGAGCUCACAGGCCUGACUUGCCCCGACACAAGGGCAAACUGGCCAAAGAAUAUUGGCCUUAGGUUGUUAGUCUUUGUUUUUUAUAUCGAAAUAAAAAUUAUUUAUGUUUAAA
Messenger RNA from Sitophilus oryzae (rice weevil), 1761 nucleotides. It is a transcript of the gene mRpS30, whose product is annotated as 28S ribosomal protein S30, mitochondrial. The record is from RefSeq and is a predicted model, not a curated record. The transcript has 7 exons. Gene Ontology annotation, molecular function: structural constituent of ribosome. Gene Ontology annotation, cellular component: mitochondrial large ribosomal subunit; mitochondrion; ribosome. Gene Ontology annotation, biological process: translation. Bases 62 to 1711 code for a protein of 549 amino acids. Lineage: Eukaryota; Metazoa; Arthropoda; Insecta; Coleoptera; Curculionidae.